CUGUCCCCGAGGACUUUUUUACAACCCUUGUCUGCCACAUGGGCCAUCACAAUUUAAACCCUAUUGGCUAGGGAUGUGUGUGAGAGAAAGAGCGAGAGCCUCACACACACACACACACACACACACACCCUUCCUGUGACACACACACACACGCCUCCCCGCUCACUAACUCUCAGUGUGCCGAGCUUCUCCUGACAGGAGCUGGUUGUGGAAAAUGUGACGCGUGCUUGGAAAUGGCGGGAUUCUUAGUGUGAGGAUCUAAGGCAAAAUCAUGUUAGCUGUCACUUCUUCAUCCAAGCAUGCCAGAGUCGUGUGCCACGGAAUCCUCAACGGGACCAGACGUGGGGAUCAUCCUCAGGAUGUACACAUGAAAGUGGACUGACUGUGGCGAGUCAUGGAGCCUGGGUGGAAUUGCAGCUUUGACUGCGAUUCCCCACUGUGCCUCGGCCACUCGGGGCUUCACAAGCAGGAGAGCAUGGAGAUGUUGCAGAGACUGUGCAGCCUCAGUAGGAUGGCCGUGGAUUCCCCGAGACACUCGCUCUCCCCGGUGUUGAGCGCCAUCGUGUGGACGCUGCUCUCCAGUGGCAUCCUACUGGCUUUCUGCUUCCUGCUCUUCACCCUGCGCUUCAAAAACAACAGGAUAGUAAAGAUGUCCAGUCCUAACCUGAAUGUCCUGAGUCUCUUUGGAAGUGUCCUCACCUACAGCAGCGGCUUCAUGUUUGCCGUGGACUCGCACCCUCAGAUGGACGCGAGAGCUGUACUACAUGCUCGAGUGUGGACCCUCUGUCUCGGCAGCACCAUGGUGUUUGGACCCAUUUUAGGAAAAACAUGGCGGCUGUACAGAGUGUUCACCCAAAGAGCGCCCGACAAGAGAGUGAUCAUCCGAGACAUUCAGCUAAUGGCCAUGGUGGCUCUCUUGAUCCUGGUGGACCUGUUGAUCCUGACUGGCUGGAAUCUCUCGGACCCCAUCCGCUGUUCACGCUCGCUCAAUGCAGUCGUUAAGAUGGUGGGGAAAGAAAUCUCCUAUUCUUUGUCUCAGCUCGAUUCCUGCUCUUCUGCGUACUCAGAUUUGUGGGUUAUCAUUAUUGUUGUUAAAAAGGGGUGUCUCCUGCUCUACGGCACAUAUCUGGCCGGCCUGACCAGCAACGUCAGCCACCCUCCAGUCAACCAGUCUCCCACCAUCCUCACCGCCGUCACUUUGGUCACCCUCUGUGCCGGUGUGGCCGUCCCGGUGUCCGUCCUGAUGCCGUCUUGGCCCAACGUGGUCUACAGCACGGUGGCCGGUGCCAUUUUCAUUUGCACGCUGGCUACCAACUGCAUGCUCUUUGUGCCCCAGCUGACCGAGUGGAGGCAUUUUGAGGAGGACCACAACAACCCGAGUCAGAUGGCUAAGUACUUCAGCAGCCCUAGUAAGAGUCAGCCUUCAAUCUACAGCCAGGAAGAUGUCUACUUUCUUCUCGGGGAGAACAACUCCAUGAAGAAGCUUCUCAACGAGAAAAAUGCCGUGAUUGACAGCUUGCAAGAGCAGGUUAGCAACGCCAAAGACAAACUUCUGCGUUUGGUGUCAGCUAGCCAAAUGUUAGAGGAGCCAGAGGUGGACAACCUCCAGUCCUCCUCCACUCAGACCACAGAACUUCAGUCCUGUCAACUUCCAGCUCUACCUCAUAGCGACGUCAAGUCCAGACUCUCAGGCCUGCCACCUGUCUCCCCUCGUCUCAUCGAUGCACCCUCGUCAUCUGGUGGUUCGGGAUUUUAUGAUCGUCCCCCUUUAUCGUUUUCUGUAACUCCCACUGCUGCCCCAUCUCCUUUUUCUGGUGGAUUGGAUGCAGACACGUGUGAGUCCGUAGCAGAGGACUCACUCCAGUCUUCUGGAUUUCAUAGGACAGCAGAGGAGACGGCUGACUUUGUCACCACCCUACAAUCCCCCAGACUUUUGAACCAUUUUGAGGUUGAAACUUUAAGCAAUGGGCCAAGAUCCCCCUUGGGACCAAACGCCAGACCAGCUGGUUUCGUUAGUAGCGAUAAGUUGCGGGAGAUCCUCCAAGAACUCAGUGUGGAUACGGUCUUGGAAACUGUUCUAAAAUCUGCAAAGAGGCCUUCGCAAAGCAAAUUUAAUGAGGACUCCUCGCUUUCACCCCUCUCUCUGCGGACACCGCGUUCCCCCAAAUGUCCUUUAGUUUUUCACUACCCCAGCAUCUCCCCCUACGCCAUGAGGAAACGUCGCCCGCCCUUCCGCUCGCCCAGACGUAGUACGCCACCGUGCCUUCACGAAAAGAGGCGGAUGAGGGAUGUCUGUCAGAAUCGAAAGAAACACCUGGAGGACAGCACCAUAGUGAUAGUAGAUAGUUCCAUCCUCCCGGUUCCCAGCUGUGACCUUGACUUACAAGAUGAAGAAGUGGGAAGUAUGGCAUCAAGGCCUCGUGGGGGUUCUCCAGAGGACGUGGAUGAAUCUGACAUAGGGAUGGGCUGCGAUAUCCAGGAGCACGCCCCCAGAAACAGCGCGGACGCCCGCGAGUAUUGUGAUUCGGACUCAAGCAGCUCCACAGACUAUCACUUCUACCACCGACCCUAUUGCGACUCCUGCUUGCAGCGAGGCUCGUUGCUAUCCUCGGAUUCCUCAGACUCCUCGGACAGCGAGUAUGAAGGUUACGACUUCUACCGCUCUGCACAUCCGGUGGUGUUCAAGGAAGACCUCAAACCCACGUUUGUGUAAAGACAAGCAGGUUUUUCACUAAAUUCACAAGAUUUAAAGAUACACCCAGACGUAAUGAAAGUUAAAGGUCAUCUGCAUUUAAUGUAAUCUCAUUGAAUGCUUUUGACAGCAUUUUACAGAGGUUUGACUGAAAUCAUGUAUGACGCUCUCGUGUCUUGCUAGAUUACAAAAUGUUUUGAUACAUGCUUUGGUCUCUAUUUCUCCGUUUUGGAACACCAAGCCCAUGAAACUAAAUCAGUAAGUUUGCCCGCUUGAUUAAAUGGCGGCUUUUUUUUUUUUUUUUUUUUUAAAUUCACAUGGGGCUAAAGAACACAAGUCCCAGUGACCCUCAAACACUCGGCUGAUCUUACGUAAGCCUCCUCUGCAUGAAGAGAUCAACACUAAGUGGACAAACUGCCAGGAGGCAGAAACCAAACUGCGUUUCUAUGCCUCUUUGCUCUUUGCCUUGUUACACUGUAAUCUUUUUUUUUUUUAAAUAUAUUUAAUAAAUAUAAAAACAUGAGUAUAUAUAUGUAUAACAUACAUAUAUACAUAUAUAUACACUCACACACACAUAUUCAUAUUUUAUAUUUAUUAUGGUUUAUUUUGAUCCCUGCUGUAUCUCACAUUAUUUAUACUCAGUUGCCUCAUUUCUGGGACACAACUUCAUUCAUUCUGCAUAUUAAAGCACUGAAGGGCAGACUGGGAGGAAUUCUCUUUGUAGUGUACAACAGAGGCGAUACAAACCACACUAAAGGCUCUCUGCCAGCUUUCGUGUGUGGGAGGAUAGACCAACUAAGAUUAGCUUGUAAGAAUUUUUAUAUGAAGGCCACUGGCACACUUAAAGAGGAAUGGUUGAGUAAAAGACAGCUACUUGGAUACACCCACAUAGAUGUAAUAAAGCAGUGCAAACUUUGUGUGUACAUGAAUAAUUGGUUUCCACAUCUUAAUCACUCUUCUAUACUAAAAAUAAAUAGAACUGAUUACUG
Syngnathus typhle (broad-nosed pipefish) is the source of this 3681-nucleotide messenger RNA. RefSeq names its product G protein-coupled receptor 156 (gene gpr156). The coding region runs from base 395 to 2713 and encodes 772 amino acids. Gene Ontology annotation, molecular function: G protein-coupled GABA receptor activity. The record is from RefSeq and is a predicted model, not a curated record. Gene Ontology annotation, cellular component: membrane; G protein-coupled receptor heterodimeric complex. The transcript has 10 exons. NCBI's taxonomy places the organism in Eukaryota, Metazoa, Chordata, Actinopteri, Syngnathiformes, Syngnathidae. Gene Ontology annotation, biological process: gamma-aminobutyric acid signaling pathway; G protein-coupled receptor signaling pathway.